UCACUUUCACUCCUGCAACUAAAAUGUCCCCAUGCUGUCCAUGUCUUACACAAGGCCUUCUAUUUCCAGCCAUGACCACCACCACUUGUCUGAGCCGCGGAGCGUUCCUCCUGCUCGCCGUCGCCGCGCUUGCGCUGCCGCAGGAGCUGCAGCUGCAGGACGCCGUGCUGAUCGACGACGUCCUCCAGGAGGCCGCGGAGGCGUGGUACCACGGGAAGCACCGGCGGACAGGCGUCACGUACCCGCUCGCGCUCCCCGGCAGCCUGUCGGGCAUCGUGGCCGACGUGGCGCGCUUCCGCGCUGGUAGCCUGAGGAGGUACGGAGUCCGACGGUUCGGCGAGUUCUCCGUGCCCCCGGGGCUCGCCGUGCGCGGCCGUGCGUCGCACCUGCUCGCCGUGCGCGCCAACCUGGGGAACCUCUCGUCCGUCUUCGACGAGUACGCGGCGAGCGGCGGAUACCGCAUCGCGUCGCCGGUGCUCGGGCUCACGUUCUACGGCCUGGCGUGGCGCGGCGGCACGCCCCGACUGGAGGUCCUCGUCGCGGGCGCGGCCAUCCGUGUCAACUUCUCAAUGGCGGUCCCAGCGCUGCAGCCAGGGAUCGUGCCGCUCUGCAUGGCCGUGGCGCUGAACGGCAGCGUCACCGUGACCGACGUGCAGGCCGGGAGCAACACCUGCCACGUGUGGGACCAGGGCCACUUCGCGCUCGUCCUGGGAGGUGCAGGCGACGGCGGCGUGGUGGCGGAGGCCGGCGAGGUGAGCAAGUGGAAGCUGGCGCUCUUCGGGGCGGCGCUUGGCGCGGGCGGCACGGUGCUCCUGGGGCUGGUCCUGGUGGCGGUGCUGAGCAUCCAGCGUCGCAAGUCGGAGGUGGCGGAGAUGGCGCGACGGGCGUACGAGGAGGAGGCGCUGCGCGUGUCCAUGGUCGGCCACGUCCGCGCGCCGUCGGCGGGCGGGUCGCGCACCACGCCGGACGCCCUCGAGAAUGAGUACUGCGCCACGUCGUGACACACAAAUGCAGACUGGAACGGAAGCAAUUGUAGUUGAUUUUUUUACAUCUCUCAUUUUAGGAUUUUUUUUCGGUUAUCAUUCUUUAUACCUGUGAUAAUACUAGCACGUUUUAAAUAAAUCCGCGACUCUCUAUGACGCGUGUAUGAUCUUGUUAGGCCGUAUAUAUUUCUGGAGGUAGGAUGAACUGCACACCUCAACCUGGUGAACUUGCAUUGGUUGGUACAUUGUAAUUCUACGAACACAAUUAAUCCAUU
This is a messenger RNA of Oryza brachyantha (malo sina), 1258 nucleotides long. RefSeq lists its product as uncharacterized. The record is from RefSeq and is a predicted model, not a curated record. Gene Ontology annotation, cellular component: membrane. The transcript has a single exon. Lineage: Eukaryota; Viridiplantae; Streptophyta; Magnoliopsida; Poales; Poaceae. The coding region runs from base 24 to 1001 and encodes 325 amino acids.